This is a messenger RNA of Aegilops tauschii subsp. strangulata, 996 nucleotides long. RefSeq names its product putative F-box protein At3g17500. The record is from RefSeq and is a predicted model, not a curated record. Lineage: Eukaryota; Viridiplantae; Streptophyta; Magnoliopsida; Poales; Poaceae. Gene Ontology annotation, molecular function: protein binding.
AUGGCGAUCAAACGAUCCGCCGAUGUCCGGGCAUCUCCCCCUCGGCCGCGGACGGCAAAGCGGAUUCUUACCACCGAGUCGCCGCCCCCGCCGCCGCCUUACCUCCCUUCCGAGGUCAUCUUCGGGAUCCUGUCAUGGCUGCCGUCCAGGUCCGUCCUCCGCUUCAGGUGCGUCUGCAAGGCCUGGCAGGCCAUGCUAUCCGACCCAGUUUUCAUCACCGCUCAUCACGAGUGCUCCAAGAAGAUCCGCCCGUCGCUGCUCAUGGUGCCCUGCGCGUACGACCGCGAAGAUCUCCACACGAACGAAAACGACAGCGCCUUCCGCAUGUCCUUCUACAGGUACCGCGUCGGCGACGUGGAGGAGCUGGUGCACCAGGAGGAGCUGCCCGGAGGGAUCUCCCUGUGGAGCAGCCCGCUGCACUGCGACGGCCUGAUCCUCAUCUCCACCAUGCGGCAGCAGCUGGUGGUCUGCAACCCGGCGACGAGGGACACUAAACGGAAGCACUACACCUUCACGUUCCCGAGGGUAGGGUUCGGGUUCGACCCCCGCAGCAAGAAGUACAAGGUGGCGAGGUUUUUCUACGAAGAAAACCUUCCCAACAGCAAGAAGUACAGGCUCGUCUGCAGGUUCGAGGUGCUCACCCUCGGCACCGAUUCAUGGCGGCAGACGGCAGAUCCGCCGCACUGGAUCGUCGGACAAACUCCGGUUCAUGUCAAAGGUUAUAUCUACUGGAAAUGUGUUUUAAACCAAGGUCGAAUGAACCCGUCAAAUUCAUUCGUUCGGUUCAGCUUGGCCGACGAGGAGUUCAGCAUGGUUCCACAGUCCACACCCUCCGUCCGAUUUCAGGCCUGCCCACUUCGUGGAGUUGGAGGGCGAGCUGUGCUGCGUCUGCUUGGGCUUCCCAAACCUAGAGCUAGAGGUUUGGACCUUGAGCUUUGGGGUCGAGCAGAGGCCCGAAUGGAGUCGACGCUGGGCAACGGUGAUCCGUCGUCCUGA